Molecule: messenger RNA, 1364 nt
Organism: Spinacia oleracea (spinach)
Lineage: Eukaryota; Viridiplantae; Streptophyta; Magnoliopsida; Caryophyllales; Amaranthaceae
Product: pumilio homolog 1
Exons: 3
Coding region: 1015-1251 (78 amino acids)
Molecular function (GO): RNA binding
Source: RefSeq, a predicted model, not a curated record
UAGAUGACAAGUUAAUGCUUUAGAUAUAGUUUUUAACUAAUCGAUCAUUAAAGACGAAGAUCUACUAUUUAGAGUCUGCUUGCAUUUGAAAUAGUGUGUGCUUCUCUUUCCCCAAAGAAGACUGGGUACAAUCUGCUAUUAAUAUACUGCAAUCUGUUUUUUGGGACUGUUUAAACUAUACAACUAUAUACUAAACAGUAGACAUUAUUCUCUAAUCAAGGACUCGACGUCUAGCAAGUGUUUAACUGUUCUCUCAGAAAUGUGACUCCGAGUAAUGCACAUAAUCCUAUUCUCAAGACAAGCUUCUUCUGAAAGUUACUCUGUAUGUGCUUAAAUUGGAAAGUUUGCUAUCUGUUGUAGUACUCCUCGCACGUGUGCUUAGUUAAACUAAAUAGAUGCUUGUGAUUAUUCUGUUUUCAUUGACAAAUUUAGGGGAUAAUCUGUAGAGAAGUAUGAAUACAAAAAUAUAUACUCUAGGAGAGUAGGAGUGUUGUAGGACUACUAAAAUUGAGACAUUUUGAAGCUUAACCAAGUUCUCUUUCUAACUAUUCAGGAAUUAAUGCUCAAAUUAUGUAGGGCUUACUAUGGGUACAAGGCUUUUUUUAGUGAGCUUUCUCUCUUUAAACCACCAAGACAAAAGUAAAUGUUCGGAAGAGAACUUAGUUGGAGAUAAAAUUUGAUAAAAACAAGUAAUGCCUUUUCAUUAGUACUGGUUGAUGCCUUGAGGUUUAUUUUGUUCUUAACAUUCAGGAAACUACCUGGUUCUAAUACUUUUCUCGCGAAUGACCACUUUUGAGCACCUAAAUUGACCAUAUUGCUUUGCUUUAGUCCUUACAUAUAUGCAAUGACAAAAUAAUCAAUCAGUUUGGCUUAACGUGGUAAAUGUAAGAAAAACUACAAUAAAAGAAUGAUAUCACGGCGAAGCUGAUGACUUGAACAUGUGCAACUUGUACUCAAAAGAUACUGCUGAGGCAUUUCAUCCCAAAAUAAGUGGCUGGAAAUCGAAAAUUUCAAAUGUGGAGUCUGAGAAAAACCCAAACCACUGUUUUGCAGUUCUUUGAGCAUGGAAUGAGUAUUCAAAGAAGAGAACUUGCCGUCAAGCUUGAUGGUCAUGUGCUGACCCUUAGCUUGCAAAUGUAUGGUUGCCGUGUUAUCCAAAAGAUAUAUUUUGGAGCGAAACGAGUUGGAAUUUUACAUGAAGAAAAUCCAGAAGAAGGGGAAUGUUGCUGUAGAAUCAGAUUAGGGAUUUGAUGUCGUGAUGUUUAUGUCACCUCUAGUUAAACUCCGGCUCCCAGUUUUUACCAAUGCAUCAUUAAUGUUGUAGUUAAACUAUGUUUUGUUCAAUGUUUGUGCUAAAAAAAUUA